AUGUUCUCCCUCAGACCGCGCGACGGCUACCCUCAGCACAACAUGAUCGGCGGCCAUGAAGGCAUUGGAGGAAUUUUGAUGGCGCAGGAUGAGUCGCUGAUCAGCGAUCCAGUGGCAGCGCGGUACCUCGCCCACGACUGCCGCCACUGCCAUGCCUGUCUCCACGAUCUACCCGAGCGCUGUCCCUCCCAACGCGACUUCCCACGAGACCACCCCGGGACGUACCAGGACUUGGGUGAUUAUGCGGCUGCCCUAUGCUCCUUCGCCGCUGCAUCCAAGACGCUAAGGAAGUUGAACUCCAGCCCAGAAGAUGUGGUGUUGAUCAGUGGUAUUGCGGGCGCCAUCGGCAAUUUAGCCGGGCAGAUUGCAAGAAACGUGUAUAAGACCAAGGUCAUUGGCGUCGACCUGCCGGAGAAGCAGCCCGGACUGGGUCCACGAAACUCCAGGUGCUAUGAUGCAUUCGUCCCGGUAAAUCGGGACUCGGAAGGGUCUACCUCGUUCAUCGAAGGCCUCUCACGCGCCUGUAGCGACUUACGGGGACCCGGAGUGUCACCUACGAUGGCCGACGGGGUCAUUGUCACGGCGGGAUCGACAGCACCGUACACGAAUCCGAUCCAAUACCUACGUGAAGGUGGCGCUAUCUUCUGCGUUGGAGUCCCCGAGCGCGGCGGAGAGGUAUCCUUCUCCAUCGCCGAGGUGGUCGAAAAAGGCAUCCGGGUUCAGGGCACGCUCAUGGGCGGAUGGGAGGAAAGCUAUCGCGUCAUUCAGUACAUCAGGUCUGCCCUGCUCUCCCCCGUCGUGACGAGGAUCGAGCUCCGGGAUGUUCUCUCUUACAUGCAGCGAUUCGUGUCCUAUGAAAAUACGGGCAAGAUCGUGGUCAAAACAUUGCCUCUCCGUAACCAGCAGCCUGGAUCGCAACUAUUCUUCCUUGCAUUUGCAUGA
Aspergillus aculeatus ATCC 16872 is the source of this 942-nucleotide messenger RNA. RefSeq lists its product as uncharacterized. Bases 1 to 942 code for a protein of 313 amino acids. The transcript is spliced from 3 exons. The record is from RefSeq and is a predicted model, not a curated record. NCBI's taxonomy places the organism in Eukaryota, Fungi, Ascomycota, Eurotiomycetes, Eurotiales, Aspergillaceae.